Messenger RNA from Ylistrum balloti, 2568 nucleotides. RefSeq lists its product as uncharacterized. Gene Ontology annotation, molecular function: nucleotidyltransferase activity; tRNA binding; double-stranded RNA binding. The record is from RefSeq and is a predicted model, not a curated record. Gene Ontology annotation, cellular component: cytoplasm. Gene Ontology annotation, biological process: regulation of translational fidelity. The transcript is spliced from 9 exons. NCBI's taxonomy places the organism in Eukaryota, Metazoa, Mollusca, Bivalvia, Pectinida, Pectinidae.
AUGGAGGAGACUCGAACGAGCGGGCGCGGUGUUCCCUUCGCGUCAAUACUAUACAGUGAGCCCGGGGCCCUGGGGCUUAUGGCCAAUAUCAUGUCUGCCCUGAUAGUGGCUAUGGGAAACAUGACGGUAGGGGACGAGACAAAACUCACUCUCAUCAUUGCAGGUGUCCAUCUGAUACUGAUAGGGGGAUUUCUUCAACUGGUGGCUGGACUCUUGUCCUUCAGAAGAAAUGACCACCUAACUGGAACAGCCUUUGUAGUAUUCGCCUCCCUGUGGUCAUUCCAAGGAAUAACGUACAUACUGACCACAGACAUACCGGACCUAAAUGGAGCUGUCCUGUCUGGUCUGGUAGGCUACAUGACCGUAGCAGUGGUUCUCUUUGUCUGCUCCUUGUUCGUCAACUAUAUUCUACCUCCUGUACUAGCUGCGAUGCUACUUACAUUAGUAUUUGAAGCCGCAGGUUUAUUCUUCCUUUGGGCAAAGAGGGUAGCAGCUGCCUUUGAACUUUUCAUUGUCUUCACGGCCGUGUAUGCUGUCGUUGUCAUGACCACCAAGGGCGUCAGCCAGAGGUAUGUUUUACCGGGGUUCGGAAACGCACCCAUCGAUCCCUUACUUAUCCGAACAUCGGCCAUAGGUAAAAAGAAGAACGAAAAAAGAAAGAAUACAAAGUAUGCGGAGCCGAUGGGUUUGGGAUACCUUGCCAAUAUCGUGCCAGCUGCUGUGCUGAGUUUCUAUAGCCUGGGAUAUUUCACUGACUUCAGGCCUGCAAUGGGUCCCUUGAUGUGCAGCAGUCUUUGUCACAUUGUUUCUAGUUACUAUGCCUUCUUAAGACAAGACUACUUCCAUUCUGUACAAUUCAUCUCAUACUUCAUCUUCUGGAUCAGCCGAGGAGCCGAAGCAUUUCUCGUAACCUUUGACAUUUCAGGCGAUGCAGACACCAUUUUAGAUUACUACGGUCUGUGGGGUAUGGUGUUGGUUCUUGUUGCAAUAUUGGUGGCUUCGACAACGCAGAGUGUCGUUGUUUUCCUUUACAAUCUCCUCUUAACAGUCAUAGCCAUUCUAUCUGUGGAGCAUAUACCUGGAUCAGUUCGUAACUACACGUUUGGGGUGUCGUCUGCUGUCCUCGCUCUCGCCAGCGUAUACAUCUCGAUCGCACAUCUUCUAAACUCAACAGCGGAGAAGGCUGUUGUCUAUGUGGGACCAGAAAUCAUAGCUGCCGAGAAACUUCAACGUGCCUUUGGAUGUUUCCAGUGAACAGAAGAAAUUGAUGAAUCAUGCGGUCCAAUGGACAGCGAUAAAGACUUAAAUAUGGUGGAUUCCGUAGCCUUUCUAGCCAACAUGGUGGCUUCCGUGGCGUUAUCUCCCGCCGAGGUCUCAGAUGGACAGAGUGCUCUCCCUUGGCUUCUUGUGGCGGGGGUAUUCAUCAACAUAUACUGCGCACGCCUUGCAUAUGCUGCCGGAAGUUUGGCCAGAGCUUUCAUGAUGGUAGUUCUGGCACUUCUAUGGGGAACAUGGUCUCUGGUGUUUCUGGAAGGCAUCGAGGUGUCCCAGACAAAGGCUGCUGCAAUAGGUCUGCUUUGUUUACACACAUUUUCAAUGCUGAUGACAACCACAUUCUCCAGGGUGUGGAUGGUUUUCGGUUUGAGUGUGGAGAUAAACAUUAUAGCUCUCGUGCUCCAAGUUUUCGAUGUAAGCAGUCAGUACAUGGCACUGAUCACGUCGCUUCUCGUUGGUAUUGUUGGAUUGUACGGAACUCUCUCGGGAAUCUUGAAGGGAGUCAUUGACAGUGAUGCGUUACCAAAAGGCAAGCCCAUCAUAAAGCCUAAAGAAGAGACACAGGAGGAGAAAUUGCCUUGCCAAAUGAUUCCCUCGCGAAAAUCUUCUGCCCUUUGGAAGGCAGCCAAACUCCUUGACGAAGGCCACGUGAUCGGUGUACCAACAGACACGGUGUACGCCCUGGCAUCAUCAUGUAAGGUUCCCAAGUCUGUCAGUGAUAUCUACCACAUCAAGGGCAGGCCAGCCGAGAAACCUAUCUGUCUUUGUAUAUCAAACCUUGACCAAUUGAAAGAGGCAAAUCCUCCGUUCAGCGAUCUUCUGUGGCGGUUUAUGGACAAAUGUUACCCCGGGGGCAUCACCUGUGUGGUACCGAAGGGGGAGUGGCUAGCGAGGCUAGGAGUGGGUGAUGCUGUCGAGUACGUUGGAACUAAAGAAAGCGUGGCUAUCCGAGUACCCGACUCUUCUGUGCUCUCCUACCUCACAAGCAUUUCUGGUCCUGUGGCCUUGACCUCGGCCAAUCCAAGCGGGGAACCAGACAGUUUACAUCACGAUAGGGUUAUAGACACACUAGGACACAAACUAGCAGCGGUAAUCUGUGAUGAUGAAUCUAACGAAAUAGUGGCAUCAACUGUCGUCAACUGUGCCAAGAUAGAUGAAGGUGUGAUUUCCUACUUUCGGAUAGGCUGUGUCCCGAAGGAGCGCGUGGACCGAUUGUUCGAACAAGCCAAAUCAGAAAUAAAUGGGGAGGCGACGACAGUUAACAUGAGUCAACAAUCACUACACUUAUCCUGA